UGCCAGAUUUGCUUUUUCCAUCUUAUUUCAGGGCAGAUUCUUUUUUAGACAGUGACUUCACACAUGUAUCAUCUUCAUAAUCCUUAGGUAAGAAAUGAUGCCAGUUUAGUUGGGCAGUAAUGACGGUAGAAACUUGUUUAUGACUGAGACAAAGUGGAGGAUUAGGACUGAUGCCAGUUAUGUCCAUAUACAGUCUACAACGGAGUCCCGUGUAAACAGCACUGCUCAUGUUUUGCUGUGGUAAUGGGAAAAUUAUCCCCAAAGGACGUUACUCUUACGUACCAGUCACCUCUCUCUCACAAACACAUGCAAUACUCAUAUGUACAAAUGCAUUGCAUUGUGGUGGGACAUUACUGUCAAAUUGAUUAUAAGGUAGAUAUAUACAGAUGUACAUAGAUGUACAUUUACUUUCCUGUAAGAAUAUUUCUUAAACUGCAGGAUUGUUGUUUAGUUAUUAAUCUUUAGGCUUAUUAUGCAGCAACUACUAUAAAUAACUAAGUAACUAAAUGACAGUAAUAUGUAAGUAACAUAGUUAGGUCGAGGAAAGUCUUGGCUUAUAUAUGGGUCCAAGGUUGUAAGGGUUAAUCCCUUAAACUAGGCUAUUAUUUGGUUAUUAUUAAGCUUAUUAUCCAGUAUUUGUGUUGAAUUGAUUUGAGCUGUAACUAUGACACUACUUUGUAGGAUGGAAUGGAUAUCUGGGCCCACCAGUGGAUCAAUAUGUUAAUUUUUUUCAUUUCUUUUCAUUACAGUGCUCCUGUUUUGGCAUCUUCCACUGAUUCUUAUGCUCUGAAAGCACAGACGCCAGCAUCUCACUGCAGCGACCGCACUUGCGUGGCCAAAUGCCAUCAUGCCUAUCAUCAGUAAUACCAAUGACUUCAGCAAUUUCUCAGUCAGCACUGAUGACAGCAGCCUUGACCGAUUUUUCACAGAGAUUCCAGAGACAGAGACCAUCAAGGGGGUGUACUUUCAGCGAGCCCAACUAUUGCGUGACCCCUCUGCCAUCAGGCAGGUCAACCACAAUGAACUGGCCCUCAUUAACGUAGGAGGUGAUCGCUACACCUUCCCCUGGAGUACGCUGGACGAGUUUCCGCUGUCCCGCCUGGGCCGACUGCGGCAUUGCAGCCGGCCGGAGGACAUUGCAAGCCUCUGUGAUGACUACGACGAGGCACGCCGGGAAUUUUUCUUUGACCGUAGCUCUGCCGCCUUCCGCGUCAUCCUCAACUUCCUUGCAGCAGGAAAACUGCGACUGCUCCGGCACGUCUGUGCCGUGUCCUUGUCAGACGAGCUAGACUACUGGGGCAUUGACCCUACCCGCAUGGAACGCUGCUGCCGCCGCCGGAUGAUGACCCGCCUUGAAGAAGUGGCCGAGAGGAAGCGGAAGGACGAGGAGAGGAGGCAGAAGAGGCUGCAGAACAGGCCCACGAAGGAGAAGGGUUACCGUGCCCUCAUGAGCCGCCUUAGGGAGGUGGUGGAAAACCCACACUCUGGAUGGCUGGGCAGAACCUUCGCCUGCUUUUCUGUGGUCAUGAUCGCUGUGACUGUGGUCAGCCUGUGCAUCAGCACCAUGCCUGAUCUAAGGGAGGAAGAGAGCCGGGGGGAAUGCUCACAGAAGUGUCAACACAUGUUCAUUGUGGAAACUGUGUGCGUGGCUUGGUUUUCUCUGGAGUUAGCCUUGCGCUUUCUGCAGGCACGCAGCAAACUGGAGUUUGCUCGUGGGCCGCUGAACAUCAUCGACACGGUAGCCAUUCUGCCGUACUACAUCUCCCUGGUGGUGGACGAGAAAGACAGUAGCACGGGUGAUUCCGGGGUAGGCAGAGGGUACCUGGACAAGCUAGGCUUGAUCCUGCGGGUCAUGCGUGCCCUGCGGAUCCUCUAUGUGAUGCGACUGGCCAGGCACUCCUUGGGACUGCAGACACUAGGGCUGACCAUGCAGAGGAGCAUGCGGGAGUUUGGCCUGCUGCUCCUUUUCCUCUGCGUGGCCGUGGCUCUCUUCUCCCCCCUUGUCCAUCUGGCAGAGAACGAGCUGGCCGCUGGUACAGUUGUGGGGCCACACAGCUUCAGCAGCAUCCCAGCCUCCUAUUGGUGGGCUGUCAUCUCCAUGACGACGGUUGGUUACGGCGACAUGGUGCCACGCAGCAUCCCCGGCCAAGUGGUGGCCUUUAGCAGUAUCUUAAGCGGCAUCCUCAUCAUGGCCUUCCCAGCCACCUCCAUCUUCCAUAUGUUCUCCCGCUCCUACAAUGAGCUCAAGCAAGAGCAUGAGAUGUUGUGCAAAGAAGAAAGAGUGGCCUUCCUGGCAGCCAGCGCCGCGCAGGAGGUCAGGAAAGAGGCAGAGAGAAACCCCUACUCCUGGCCACAACUGGACAGCAACAGACCCUAUCAGGUUGAGAAUGGGACAGGAGUCAACCAACCUGUCUUCACAGCCACAGCAUGUUGAGACGUGCUACAGAUGACGGGACUACAGUUUAUGAGGGGUUGUGACAGCACUUGUUGUGGUUUCUUCUUAGAGACAGCAACAGAUUUUUACAAUAUCACAUCCAAGUGUGACUAAAGUUUUUAACACAGCAUUUUUGGUCUCUAAGGCUUUGAUCAGACAAGCAGCACAAAUCCAGUUUUUAAUUAUAUCCAAUUUGAGCAGAUUUUCACCAUUAUGAACAGAAAACUCACAUGAAAUGCAACUUCAUUCAAUUGUGUGUUUUCGGAUCUGCUUUGGAUCGGAUCUGGACCUGCAAGUUGAAUUUCUGGCCAGUCUGUCAGACCUUACAAAUCGGGUUUGGUUGCUUGUAAUUUGGAGCAUCGACCUCCUAAAAUCAGAUUUAAGCAGGAAAUAUGAUUUGCCCUGCAGUGUGAACAAAGCCUAAAAGCACAAACUCCCACUCACCCCCACCUGCAGUUCAUGGGUCUCAUCGUCCGACCUAAAUUUUGGUUUGUGCACAAUAAACACCCAUCAUAAAUGCUGCUGCAAUGCAAAAAUAAUAGCCUAGUGAUCAAUGUGUGUGGCUGAACCUACCAUUUCAUUGACCAGCUUUACUGCAGAUCUAGUAACUCUGGCGUUAGUAUCUAACAAUGCUUAUCUACCAACAUCACGGAAUUGAUUGUCCCAAAAAUGACAAUCUGUGCUUAAGCUGUGGAAUAGCAAUAACAAUGUGAUUUAUUUUUAAAGCAUGUACUAUUAGCCUAGCUGGACAUGUAAUUGUAUAAAAUCUUGUUUGUCUGGUUGACCUUUAUUGUAUGCAACUGUAAUACAACCGCAUCUGUCCUUGCCUAUAUUCGUUUGACAAUAUAAAGUAUGGUUGACUACAUCUAAAUCAGCCUAAUUUUGACUUGCACUAUUGUCUGAAAUGGCACACAUCCCUCACCAUGGAGUCAGACUACUGGACACCAAUACGCGGUACAUCCCAGCUGUCUUGGAGCUGAAGAAAUGAAAAUGACAAUCGUGUAGUCUUCGUUCUGAUUUUUUCAGCUGAAUAUUGUUGCUGUCAUAACAAAACCCUCUUCAAAAUGGUGACAUUAUGGGAAAAAGUAAAAACGUGUAUGCUAUUAAAUUAGAUUUUAACACAAUUCAUGUUUGCCCAUUUCUAUUGGUCCAUUAUUUAUGUUCACAGCAUGUAAAGGCUAGCUGGCAUUUUAAAAUGUUUAAUAAGAUUAUAACCAUGAUAGAAAAAAAAGUUUUGAUAUGACAGUGAAGAAACACAGCACUGUGCAAAAGUUGGAGAAAACACUUUUAUGUAACUUGUUCAUUUAGCUUAUAGUCAAAACAGCAAUUAAAACAAGUCAAUCAUUUAUAACGAGAUUAGAUGUUAGAUAAUCCACUUGCAAAACUGUCAACAUCAGAUAUACAGUAGAUAAGAAGCUCCACUCAUGCUUCAGAUCUCAAAAAAUCCAUGUGUUUCUGUCCAUCCUUCCACUGUGUGAAGAAACUCAACACUAUGAGUGAAAGGAUGUGUAGCUGUCAAGACGCCCUUACUGAGAAAAGCAAAUAGACAAAUAAGAGGAACAUUUGCAAAUCAAACAAAGAGGCUGCUGCUGUUCUCAGAGCAAUUAACUGAUCACCUCAGAGUCCAGACCUUAUACUGACUGUGAUUACUAGGAGAAGUAGAAAAUGCAACCAACUGCUAAGACUGAACUUUGGAGGAGUGGAAAAAUAUCCCUGCAGAUUUCUUUGAAAAACUGAAAGCAAGAAACUGAAUAGAAUGGAAGCUGUAAUAAAGGCAGAGAGUGGAAAAAAAUGUGAUAUUAUUAGAAUAGAAUAGAAUAUUUUGUUGUUUUCUGCUUGUUUCCUGGUGCUAGAAAAUGAGUAACAUGUACUUAAUGGCCAUUCGGCCUGAAAAUGAAAUAAAUGAAGGGUGGUCUCUGACUUUUGCACAGUACUGUACCUUUGGCACACAACCUUUGGGCAAACUCUCAGGAUCAGUUCAGCAGGGAGAUAUCAUACCUGCAAUAUAGCAGAUUGUACACAAUUACUACUGAUAACCUUUGUUUAAUGUAUUGCUGUGCAUGGUUUACAUUGUCUGGGCAAAAUGUGCUGCUUAGCAUCACCAGUGUACCUUUAAUCUGUUGCUUCUGUUUAAUUCUGUCAUUUUCAAGAAUAAAGUGUUGCAAACAUUCAGCAUUUCUCUGCGUUUUUUAAAUAUAUUUUGCCUCCUAAUUCAAAGUUGUUGAGAGUGUCAUUUUAACUAACAAAGGCAUCAUUAUUAAUGGUAUGACAUUAAGCAGGUAGUAAUGAUGCCUUAAAGGGAACUGAAACAUUUCUGUGUAGUUCAAUGUCUGAAAUGGACACAAAGUCAUUCCGAGUGGUUUGAUGUAAAAGAGUGCAUUGUAGAGAAAUUAGCCAUAACACAAAUAUUUUAUGUAGUGUCCAAAAUGACCACUGAACAUACUUGUGUCUUCUAAAUGAUAUGAGAUAUUGCUAAAAUAGUGCUAAAAUUAGAAAACUAAGCUUUAUUUAGGUUCUAAUUUGCUUUAAAAUGCCCUGCAUGCGCCUCUCCACCAUAAGCAUAUUUUAAAAAGAACAUUUCAGCCCAAAAACUCAUCGCAAAACUAGCGUAAAACAAUGUUUCAGGCAUCAGGCAGUGAAUUUGUAACAAUGUCAUGUAACAGCUUCAAGUAAACCCUUCAGAUGUCUGGUUCCUUUUACCACCACUGUGAACAACUCUGUCUUGGCAUACCACAUUUCAUAUCAAACCACUCUAAAUAGCCUCACUGCAACUUUACAGCAGGCUGCCCCUCCAGUGGUGGUUCCUGAGGCUCUCCCAGGUUGCUGAGGAAGCUGCUGCCACCAGAGCGUUACUCUGGGGAUCCUGGAGGAUCCUGGGGUUUCCUUCGUCAGUGUUCCCUGGCUAUAGUGUAGUGGUAGCGCACCGGUUUGUCAACGCAGCACCGUGGGUUCGAACCCUGGUCUUUGCGGUUUUAUGUAUUAUUUCAAUCGUACCUUCCACUCACACAGAAGCUUAGCGUUUGGGUCCUGCCUUCCAAAUCCCUGUGGUGGCUCACCCAGUUGGCCUCUGAAACACCACCCAGACGGCCUGAGUUUAAACCCCACCUCUGACAAGGCACCCAUUACAGUUAUUGAGCUUCUCUGUUCACUCUUACUCACACUCCUUCCUUUAGCUGCUUCAUACAGUGUUUUUUCUUGUAUAUAGCACUAAUAUUCUGUCAUACAGUGAUAUUAUUCCUUACAUAUGGUGCUAAUAUUCUGUCAUAUAGUGAUAUUAUUCCUUACAUAUAGUCCUAAUAUUCUGCCAUAUAGUAAUAUUAUUCCUUACAUAUAGCACCAAUAUUUUGCCAUAUAGUGAUAUUAUUCUUUGCAACUAGUGCUAAUAUUCUGCCAUAUAGUGAUAUUACUACUUACAUACAGUGCAAAUAUUUUGCCAUAUAGUGAUAUUAUUCCUUACAUAUAGUGCUAAUAUUUUGCCAUAUAGUGAUAUUAUUACUAACAUAUAGCGCUAAUAUUCUGCCAUAUAGUGAUAUUAUUCUUUGCAAUUAGUGCAAAUAUUUUGCCAUAUAGUGAUAUUAUUACUUACAUAUAGUGCUAAUAUUUUGCCACAUAGUGAUAUUAUACUUUGCAACUAGCACUAAUAUUCUGCCAUAUAGUGAUAUUAUUCCUUACAUAUAGUGCUAAUAUUCUGCCAUAUAGUGAUAUUAUUACUUACAUAUAGCGCUAAUAUUCUGCCAUAUUGUGAUAUUAUUACUUACAUAUAGCAUUAAUAUUCUGCCAUACAGUGAUAUUAUUCUUUGCAACUAGUGCUAAUAUUUUGCCAUAUAGUGAUAUCAUUCCUUAAAUAUAUUAUAUUUUAUUCCUUACAUAUAUUGAUAUUAUCCCUAAGCAAUAACAUUUCUUGAUUUGUUGAUAUUAUUCCUUAUAUACAGUAAUAACAUUCUUUUAAGUAGUGAAAUACAUCAUGUUACAACAGCCUGUCCUGAAAAUAUGUGUUAAGGGUGUGGGUGAGGGAUCAUUUUAUAGUGCUGGGCAAUCCCCCUGGUCAAAGUCUAUUCAGUGGCUCUUCAGCUGAAUGGCUUAUCUACUCUACUUAAUAAUCUCAUCUGUUCCAGCCUUUGUUUGACUUUUUCAGUUGUCUGUAUCAAGUUAC
Molecule: messenger RNA, 6587 nt
Organism: Colossoma macropomum (tambaqui)
Lineage: Eukaryota; Metazoa; Chordata; Actinopteri; Characiformes; Serrasalmidae
Gene: kcng4b
Product: potassium voltage-gated channel subfamily G member 4
Exons: 2
Coding region: 848-2434 (528 amino acids)
Biological process (GO): potassium ion transmembrane transport; protein homooligomerization
Cellular component (GO): membrane; voltage-gated potassium channel complex
Molecular function (GO): delayed rectifier potassium channel activity
Source: RefSeq, a predicted model, not a curated record